UAGAAAAUGAUAAAAGGAACCAAAUGAGCUAAUCAGAGGCACAGCAGUGGCAGAAUGAAAGCAGGGAAACUAACCAAUACAAGAAGAACUCAAAAGACCUACAACUAAAAUGAAAAGGCCUGGCAAUAAUCUAAAAGAAUAAAUUUGAAUGUCCAAGGAACAAACACAAGAAUAAACUAAGAAACUAAAAGCAAAGGAAUGUCUUGCAUAAUGAGCACAGAGAAAUAAAUUAAAUAUGGCAAGACUUAUGGAAUAAAAAUAUGACAAAAUCAGAAACACAGAUUUCAACACAAAUGUAGCGCAGAUUUUCUCACACUGUGCUUCUUGGCAGGUACAAAAGCUAAACUAUUUUAAAUUAAAAGGUCACAGAAUGCCUUAAAACCAGUCAACCAUAUUGUUGAUGCAAGUUAUUGCAGUAUUUUAUUGUCAGUAUUUUUUUAAACUAUUGUGGUGUUGUAGAAAAAAAUAGUUGCCAACCAUGGUUAAGUGAAAAUUACUGUCAGGUUUAGUAUUACCGUAUUUAUGAGAUGAUAUGCUCAUAAGCAGGUCAGAGUAAAAGCUCUGUCGGUAAACAGAUAACGCACCUCUUUUAUUGAAUCAGUAGAAGGGAAAAAAAUAACCAAGAAAACUAUUUGAGGCUAUUUGGAUCUAUUGAAGAAAAUUUCUCUGGGGAAAACUUCAGCAUGUUGGGUAAGACAAAUUUCCCUCUGACAAAAUAUAACAUCAUGAAAUUACACUGCCUUCAGAUUAUUAAAGUCAUAAUGUUCUACACUUAUAGUCAAAACUUUCCACCACAUUGGUCACGUGUUUCACUGUAAAAUCCAGUGUUGGCAGCGGCUACAAAGGCGUGCCAUCCACCCGACAGACUAUUUCCAUCUACAAGCUGCAGGUCAAGCAUGAAGCGCUCUGCUCUGCUUGUUUUCAUUCCCAAUUCCUAUUCUGUCUUCUCUCAAAAUCCCCAUGAAAUGUCCUAUUUUGUGGUCUGCUGUGAUGAUGGCGGCACCGACAUACAGUAUGAGUUUGAUGGUGUUUUUGGCAUACCUAUCGAGUCAAGAUCAAAUUAUAGACUUUUCCAUGACUGUGUAAAAGAUCUGCUCAAAGCUCCUGCUUGAAUGCAUUUGAAAUAACCCGCUAGGGAAGGAAAAAGCAGCGUGUGGCUGAAUCUGAUCGAUGCAGGCAAAGUGAUGAGGAUGUACGGUAGGUCGUUUCGUUCAGCAUCCGUCUCAUUUAUUUACAAACACGUCACGGAUCUCUCGUCCUUGUCUCUAAGAGGAUGGCGUCAGACCCAAGUGAUGGACUGUGCUGUUCCUGUCCCGGAGGUCGAUACCAAAAACCAGGUCAGACGGGGGUGGUACCUCACCGGGCAGCGAUAAGACCCGCAGGAUGUUUGAUAAGAGAUGUCUAUAAAGCAGAGACACAGAGCUCUGCACUACAGUCCAGACAGAGGGUAGGACCCAAACCAACUGUUCGUCUUUGACACAGAUUCAUCUUCAUCCUAAUGGGUCUCAUCCUGUCCGCCUGGCUGAACGGCCCAGCAGCUGACGGCGUCCCCUCUUCCUCGUCAGCUUUCCCUCCGCUGGGCGUCCCAACCUCGUCCAGAGUCUCCCUCAUCCUGAGCUCCUCUGCAGUGUCUCCAGGAGACAGACGCUCACGCUGGAGCUCGCAGCACCACUCUCCUCAUUUCCAGCUCUCUCAGUGCAAGCAGGAAGUGACACGCGCACCUGCCGAGCUCAGCAGCGAUGGGGUCAGGGCCGAGGUGGGGGUGGAGAGUGGGCUCCAUGUGUGGGAGGUAACUUGGAACCCUGAGCACAGAGGAAGUCAUGCAGUCAUAGGAAUUUCGAGGCAGGACUUUCCUCUGCAAGACUCGGGUUAUAAAGUUCUGGUGGGUGGAGAUUCGCUGUCAUGGGGAUGGGAACUACAAACCAAUCAGCUCUGGCAUGGUGGAGAAAUUCUGGCGUGCUUUCCGUGUGAAAGGAGGGGGUCUCUUAGACUGAAAUCCUCAAACUCACUGCACAGCAAAGAGAAAGACGGACCUCUCCUUAUUCCUGAACGCGUCCAGCUGGUCCUGGAUGCUGAUGCGGGGACUCUGGGGUUUGCUGUCCAUGGCACCUUCCUGGGUGUUGCAUUCAGGGACCUUCCUCCUGGAGUGGAACUGUUCCCAGCAGUAAGCAGCGUGAGAGGAGGAGCACGGAUUGAAUUGCGCUAUCUGAAUGGAACUACACGUGAUCCUCCCGCCCUGAAGGCUCUGUGUGGACUAUCAAUUCUGCAGAAUUUAGGGCAACAAAGGCAGAACCAAGUGGACAAACUGCCUCUACCACCUUUACUCCAACACUACCUGCUUUCCUCUUUCUAAUUCCCUUGCACAUUUCCAUGCAACAUUUUCUUUUAAAUACAUUUGUUUGUAUUGCCUAUGUUAUUUAUUGAUAGUUUUAGUAUUGAGAAACCCACUUUGGAUAAUGGUAUUAAAAACCUUCACACCAGCCUGAUAAGGACUCCUUCAACUAUAAACACAUGUACGGUAAAUAGUCUGAAUGUUUGUUUUAAUAAACCAGACUGGCGGAUACAUAAAUCUUUUCCGGGUAUCAGAUCUUUCUUUUUUCCUGGAAAUGUCACACUAAGCUUAACAACAGUCAUGCUGAAAACGAUAUUCCUAAAUUGUUGAAAUUGAUUUUAAUAGUUUAAAAACUGAAACAAAUGUGAUCUCAGGUCGUGAUCCAGAAAAUGCAACUUUUAUGAGUUGUAAGAAACAUCCAAUGUUGAGUGAAAGUGUAUCUUGUUGUUUAUUUUACAGCAUAUUUUUUGGUCAUGUUAUUGAAAUGAUUAAAACUGAAAAGUUCUAGUUUUCUUAAUGUAUUAUCCUUCCUUAAAUGUCAUCGUAUUCAUAGUUUUAAAUUCAGUUAAGCAGAAAAUUACCCACAUCUGGCAGAUUUAAAUUUCAUAUUGUUUUCUUUCCACCAACAAGUGCUUUUAUGAGGUGAAGUUAGACAGAUAUAUCUCACAAGGCAAUAAAAUAAUGCAUAGGGGGUAUCAGCUUUGAAAAAACAAAACAAUGUUUACAUAUUAAUUUAAAAAAAUAAAUCAUGUCAAAAAUUAUUUACACUGAUUUCCAUAAUCAAUGGAAAAAUCUUCAUUGGCAUUACAGGUAAUUAACCCUUCUUGUUACUGCUGGCCACCUCAUCCUCUUCCCACAGGUUCAAAUUCCAGUUCAAGCCUGAACUUUGACUGGGCCACUCCAAAAUGUGGGCCAGUCAAAAAUUUCAUUUUGAACUUAUCUACCAAUUUCUGCCAUCCAUACAUGCAUGUCUAUUGAUGCCGACAUGUUAUUUCUGUGUCACUGUUUAUUUUGGGUAAUACUUGAUGGUGCAAUUAUUACUCCACCAGUAUUUGAUGAACUGUGUAUGAACCACUGUUGUUAUACUAAAUGAUUUGAACAGAUUUCACUCAGUCGUAGUCUGGAUAUUUUCUAUGUGUAAAACAAAUUGUGCAAAGACAAUAAAAGCUUUAAAAUUG
Messenger RNA from Gambusia affinis (western mosquitofish), 3510 nucleotides. RefSeq names its product SPRY domain-containing SOCS box protein 2. The transcript is spliced from 5 exons. Lineage: Eukaryota; Metazoa; Chordata; Actinopteri; Cyprinodontiformes; Poeciliidae. Gene Ontology annotation, cellular component: SCF ubiquitin ligase complex. Gene Ontology annotation, molecular function: protein binding. Gene Ontology annotation, biological process: intracellular signal transduction; proteasome-mediated ubiquitin-dependent protein catabolic process. The coding region runs from base 1499 to 2353 and encodes 284 amino acids. The record is from RefSeq and is a predicted model, not a curated record.